CAUUGCGUGUUGCUGCAUUGCUACGAGACAUCUCCGAGUCACGGCGAGCUUCAGUCCACGGGCAUCGUAGAAAAGCAAGCUAGACUGCCCUGUACAUCUUCAACGCUCCGGGUACAAACUACAUCGCCAUCCUAGUAACCUCACCCUCAUGGCCUCUCUAUCGAGGUUGUCGUCUCGCAUGAUGGCCUCCUCCAAGUCUUCCGGCGCCUCACAAAGGCUAGCUGCGCUCAGCCGUCAAUUCUCGUCUUCACCUGCAACGCAAUUCGAGGUCAAAAAACUUGGUGUUAUUGGUGCCGGACAAAUGGGUCUCGGGAUUGCCCUUGUCGCCGCCCAAAGAGCCGAAGUCCCUGUCACUCUCGUCGACAACUCGCAAGCCUCCCUCGACAAGGGGCUCGCAUUCGCCGACAAGCUCCUCGCCAAAGAUGUCUCGAAACAGAAAAUAACCGAGGAGAUCGCAAAAGCCACAAGAGACAGACUGAAAGCGACCACACAACUGUCCGACCUCUCAGACGUCGACAUGGUCAUUGAAGCCGUGCCCGAAAUCCCGUCCCUCAAGGAGAAGAUCUUUGCCGAGCUAGCGCAAGUAUGUCCCAAACACGCCAUUCUCGCUACGAACACAUCGAGUAUAAGCAUCACAAGAAUCGCGAGAGCUACCUCGAAAGACGUCACCGAUACAGCAGCCUCAUCACGUGUAGUGUCGACGCAUUUCAUGAACCCAGUCCCCGUGCAGAAGGGUGUGGAAAUCAUCUCGGGUCUGCAGACAUCGCCCGACACUGUAGCCGCGGCGAUCGCGUUCUGCGAGAAGAUGGGCAAGGUGUGCUCUGUUUCGGCGGAUAGCCCGGGCUUUCUCGCCAAUCGGAUAUUGAUGCCGUAUAUCAAUGAAGCUAUCAUCUGUCUCGAGACGGGUGUCGGGACGAAAGAGGAUAUCGACAAUAUCAUGAAGAAUGGGACAAAUGUGCCCAUGGGUCCGUUGACAUUGGCUGAUUUCAUUGGUCUGGAUACUUGCCUGUCGAUCAUGGAGACCUUACAUGCUGGCCUGGGUGAUAGUAAGUACAGACCGAGUGUGCUGCUGAGGCAGUACGUCGAUGCGGGCUGGUUCGGCAAGAAAAGCGGAAAGGGUUUUUAUGAAUAUAGAUAAAUCGAAAGCCCGUAACAAUAUAGUCUUGUUCCGGCGAAGUAGUCUCACACUUUUCUGGCGUUGAAGCUCAUUCUCGCGUCUUGCCCUUUAUAUUGGCUCG
Messenger RNA from Exophiala xenobiotica, 1238 nucleotides. RefSeq lists its product as uncharacterized. The coding region runs from base 149 to 1138 and encodes 329 amino acids. Gene Ontology annotation, molecular function: NAD+ binding; oxidoreductase activity, acting on the CH-OH group of donors, NAD or NADP as acceptor. NCBI's taxonomy places the organism in Eukaryota, Fungi, Ascomycota, Eurotiomycetes, Chaetothyriales, Herpotrichiellaceae. Gene Ontology annotation, biological process: fatty acid metabolic process. The transcript has 2 exons. The record is from RefSeq and is a predicted model, not a curated record.